CUUCUUUUAGGGUUUUGUAGAGUUUGUCCGCUCUCUUCUUAUAAACCUAAUUCAAGCAUUUCUCUUCCUCCGUUCACGGCCAAAUCCAACUUUGUUUCUUCACAACCCCAAGUUGCAGCCGUCGCCAUGGUGAAGUAUUCCAGGGAACCAGACAAUCCCACCAAGUCCUGCAAAGCCCGUGGCUCGGACCUCAGAGUCCACUUUAAGAACACAAGGGAGACUGCACAUGCCAUUAGAAAGUUGCCACUGGCCAAGGCCAAGAGGUACCUAGAGGAUGUACUUGCCCACAAACAAGCCAUUCCUUUCCGUCGCUUCUGUGGUGGUGUUGGACGAACUGCUCAGGCAAAGAACAGGCACUCCAAUGGCCAAGGACGCUGGCCCGUCAAAUCUGCCAAGUUCAUUCUUGAUUUGCUUAAGAAUGCUGAGAGCAAUGCUGAAGUGAAGGGUCUCGAUGUUGAUUUGCUCCACGUAUCUCACGUCCAGGUAAACCAAGCUCAGAAACAAAGGCGUCGUACCUACCGUGCUCAUGGAAGAAUCAACCCUUACAUGUCUUCUCCUUGCCAUAUUGAGCUGAUUUUGUCUGAAAAGGAAGAACCUGUGAAGAAGGAGCCCGAGACUCAGCUGGCGACUGGCAAACCUAAGAAAGGUCAAGCUAUCCGUAGCGGCGCUUCCUCUUGAAUGGCCUAAGUAGAAAUUCUGUUGUGGGUUUUUGCUGUGCCAUUUCUUUUUCUUUUUGAAGUGAGUUUAAUUAUUGAUCAGAUCACUAUAUAGAACGAGGGAUUAUUAUUUAGAUGUUUUGUGUGACAAUGUUAUAUUUGGAACCUUUCGUAGUUCAAUUUUCUUCAAGUUUAAAUCACAUUCUCGUACUUUUGCGUUCA
Messenger RNA from Cucumis sativus (cucumber), 878 nucleotides. Its product is annotated as 60S ribosomal protein L17-2. The transcript has 7 exons. Lineage: Eukaryota; Viridiplantae; Streptophyta; Magnoliopsida; Cucurbitales; Cucurbitaceae. Gene Ontology annotation, molecular function: structural constituent of ribosome. The record is from RefSeq and is a predicted model, not a curated record. Gene Ontology annotation, cellular component: cytosolic large ribosomal subunit; ribosome. The coding region runs from base 127 to 678 and encodes 183 amino acids. Gene Ontology annotation, biological process: cytoplasmic translation.